UCUCUUCGUCGAUUUCGCUCCGGGAUCGAGAUUCUCGAAUGCUGGAGGCCAGAGCUCGAUUUGUCGGAUGCGAUCGCUUUGGAUUUUGAGUUCGGACUUUGGAGGAGUGACGAUGAUGGGGUUCAGUAUCGAUUGGUGUUUGGAUUCGGUUUCGAAUGACCCGAGCUCUGCCUCGUGCGCUUCUCGGUCUCCAUCCGAGAGCGUGAAUUGGUCGUAUUGAAAUUCGGAUUAUGGUCGAGGUUUGGAGAGACAGAAUUGAUCGUGCUUCUUGAUAAAAUGCUCUCUCUGGCAGUAGGGUGUCGUUAUGGUCCGAAUGGCGUAUCUGCUGAUGAGGACAACGGGAGCACAUGCGAGAGGAAUUAUGACGUCGAGGCCUUCAGAGCUGGGGAUAGCGACUGCCACUGAAUUCCUUUUGCCUGGCACUUGCGAGUCAUGGAUGGGGACGUCUUCCGUGUUGCUGAGGGGGUGAAUCAAGCUUCAGAUUUGGAAGGUAACGGAAGGUUCGAGGUCGAUUCUGCCCUUGGUUUCACGCGCUUCGAUUCACGGAAGAAAUGUGACAGCAGGGGAGGCUUGCUAAUUGAUAUUCUGAAGUCGUUGGAUCAAGCGAAGUCUUCAUGUGGUCUGCUCUGUAAUUAUCCUGGUCGAAUCGAGGGUCCUAAUUUGGCACUCAGAGGUCGAAAGGUCCAGGGUCACGUGUGUGCACAAAGAAUACCAGUGAGCACACUGCUCCAGAUUGUGGAAAUCUGCAAGUCCUUUCGGAGCUUCAAAGAUGAUGGGACACGAAUUCUGGAGGUUGUCGAGGCCCUUGUCAAAGUGGCAACCGAAACGUCCGUUUUUGCCCCACGUUCAGAAUCUGUCAGUGGUGUUCUCAACAAGGCUAUGUAUGACGAUGAUCAUCAAAGGAGAAAGGAUACCUUGGGGGCUGUCCAAAGUGUCGUAGACUUUGCUUUAGAGGAGAAACGUUCAAUAUACGUAAAGCUUCGACCUUCUGGCAGGUUGCGAAUUUGGCGCAUCCGCCCAUCUUGUUUCAAACAGGAUAUCUCAUCUCUGGCUGAAGAAGCUAUGCUGCGUCUCCUCCUGCCUCUUGACAAGGAGCUAAGCCAGCGUGAGGAAUGGGCAAUUCUCGUGGUCUGCCUCAGGUUGGCCCCUGAGAUGUUUACAGAGGCCCGUCGUCUUCUUCACGACUGGUUGCUCUCAUCGGGUUCUGUACGUCUGUGGGAACUUCGGGCACAGUUGACAGCAGCUGUUUGGGAUGUAGCCAGUCAUCCUUCCGCCUGGGGUCUUAGUAAUGAGAAUCAUCUGCCACCCAGAUUUGCCUUGUACUGUGUAGAUCUCCGCCCUUUUCUUCAAGUAUUGGAGGAAACUCCCACGACAAUCGGUCUGCUCAGAAUUGUGAAGCUGCUGGAUGCGGAAAUGAUGCGGUGCCAACCAGCUGCAUUUAGUUCAGGAAUGGGGCGUACAGAAAGUUCUACUUUUGUCCAUCACAAUUCCAUAUGGUCCUUGUUGAUGGAAUGCCUCCCAUGGUUCAUCUUUGCCUCAAGGUUACUCUUCAGAGAUUGGAAGCAAAUCGAAGGAGACUCUGAGUCCUUAAUCUCGCUCGCAAAAUCCGAAGGUUUCGCACUCGACUACGAACGUGAAUCUGUGCAUGUUUCGUCGCAAGUCGCUGCGAGGUACAUAGCCUGGAUCAUAAGCCCCGCCGAUCACACACAACGAGGAUGUGCCGAGCAAUUGCUCCUCAUGACAAGUAGCACCUGGGGCUCGGUCGUAGAAGCCGCUUGCCGUGCAACUUCUCCCCUUUCCGCAGAGCACGAUUUCCGGGCACUUAAAGCUGCUGUCCAAGCUUCAUACCUCAAGUGUACUAGUUGUGGCUCGCCCGUGGACAGAACGAUGUCACUUGCAGAUGAGGGUGUAGAGGGUAUUGCUCGUGGAGAAGGGGAUAAAGCAGUGAACAACCGUGAGAAGGGUACCUUGCAGGCCGUCCGCCAUUGGCUCGCUGAGGUUCGAAAGAACUUCGGAAGAAGUGUCAACACGAGCAAUUCUCAUGGCGAAGCAGUUGCUUCCAGGACGGGAGAGACGUCUUUGGCGACGAGAGAUGAUAAUGUUGACAAGAAGGCGUACUUCCUGGUUCAGUUUCUUCCACUGGCUGCACUCUCAGAAUCUCUUACGAGCUGUAACAUCUAUACAAUUGUUGCCAUACUGCACUUCGUUGCUUCCUCUGGUAGCAGACAAUCUGAUGACAAUGAUCACGCGAAGAAGACUGAUUUUGUCUCAGAAUGCUGCUCGUGUGAGGCUCGUCACCCUGCGACCAGUCCAUUACGCAAAAAGAGGAGAGUUUCCUCCAGCGCGUGCGGACAAGAGUCGAGUCGGAGAUCACUAGAUUGGGUUUAUGGAGCCGGUGCAGUCUUCAGCUGUCUCGAUGCUCUAGACGGCGACGUGCUGUCGCUGGGGUCAAGGGGACAGUGCGUGGGCGAUCUCACGGGACACAGGAGACGUGUUGUCACCGACCACUUGGCAGUUGUUGUCUCGGAGUUCGUGAAAGAAUGGGGAAACAGUUUAGAAACAUUUCUGUCCGAGGCUUCAUCACCUCUUGGCGAGAAGAACUCCUACUCGGUCCUUUUGGAGGAUCUGCACUGCAGGUUUUGUCGAUGGACAGACACCCUGGACUUGAGUCCGGAAGCGAAAAGACUUUGUGCGGAAACGAAACAAUUAUUAGACAUAAAAAUCAUGAGAGCUCUCUUCUCCUUUUGUGACUAAGCCUGACUCCGUGCAGAAACUUGUCACCUCGUCCCAGACGACAGGACUUUUGCAAGGACUUGCAUUCUCCUCUCAGGUCGAGGCGCUUGGCGAGCGGCUGACCCAUCGCCCAUCAAGCAAUGGUGUCUAGAGAUGCCCCUCCAUGGGCUGCAAGGGCUUGAAUUUACAGGAUAACGGCUUAUGUGCAAAGCCCAUCGCCUAGCAAGGAUAGAAUCUCUGCAUCCACGGAUUUGAAGGAACGAAAGUCGACACAAUUUUAUUGUCACUCGGUUGGGGAAUAAAAAAUGAACAUGGCUUCUGAGGACAAUGCGGAAAUCGGCACCAACUUCUCGCCUGUCACCAAAUCGUGCAGGGCACCAUGCAGCGGACGCUGAUGCGAGUGAAUGGUCCGACCGGGAUUCGAAGCAUUCUACUUAAGUCCACCAUGUUGCCAACAGGGUGUGCCUCUGUCGUCGUCGUCGUCGAUGCGCGACCAGAGCCUCUACCGAUAAACGCUCUCGAUGUCCACGUUGGGCCUAACUUUAAUCUUGAACACGGAAGUCCUACUCGAGCGUGACAUCUUUCACGGUCGCCUACAAUUCCAUUGCACCCUGAGACCAAAGGAAGGUCGGAAAGCAAGUUAGACACCGGGAGCGGUGAUCCGAUUGGCACCAGUAGUAAGUAGACCUGUCCUUGGGCGAGCAGCAUGAGCACGACAGGUCGACUCCAGGAAUUUCGUCUACUGCCGAGAGAGACCUCUUGGAUGCGGUGCUCAUCUCACGCCCCACCGGAACAUGGCACUUGCUCACUAGACAGCCAAAUCAAGAGGUUCCAGAUCAAGAGGUGUUACUCUGGUCCAGCUGCAUGGAGGUCUUCUUCCGGGACUCGAGCUGAAUGGUUACCGGCCCAUCGUUCACUAAAUGUACCUGCACAUGAAGUCACAGAUAAUGCCGCUGAAUUGAUGUCAAGCUGGAGCCAAUUCACUCACUUCACAUGGACGAGGAGCAACGCAGUUUGGGACAAGUGGUCACAUCAGAGAUGGAAGCCUUGCCUGCAUCAUGGCUCCGAAAACACCGUCUGCACGACAGCACACGGGUGAUUAGAACUCGACCCAAAGCUGCGAGAACAUGAUGUAAGAUUGAUUGAUUGCACAGUUGUGAUUGAUUCUGCGAAAACUGAGUUGUUACUAACGAAGCAACGGGGGGUAAAAAUCAAUAGUUCCCUC
This is a messenger RNA of Marchantia polymorpha subsp. ruderalis, 3958 nucleotides long. The record is from the annotation of a GenBank genome assembly. Lineage: Eukaryota; Viridiplantae; Streptophyta; Marchantiopsida; Marchantiales; Marchantiaceae.